Pecten maximus is the source of this 1353-nucleotide messenger RNA. Its product is annotated as carnosine synthase 1-like. The record is from RefSeq and is a predicted model, not a curated record. Gene Ontology annotation, biological process: carnosine biosynthetic process. The transcript is spliced from 2 exons. Gene Ontology annotation, molecular function: metal ion binding; ATP binding; carnosine synthase activity. Lineage: Eukaryota; Metazoa; Mollusca; Bivalvia; Pectinida; Pectinidae. Bases 1 to 1353 code for a protein of 450 amino acids.
AUGGAGAUUGUGUUAGACAAAAGCAGUUUGCCGGAGUCAGAAAGAGAUUUGUUAGAAAACAAAACAAUCGUGGUUCUUGGGGACGAACAGGUCAAUGACAAAUGGAUUCGGUCUACCCUAACGAACUAUGGAAUCAAAUUGAUCCUGGUUGAAACUGAGUCCGAUAUUGCUCCACAUGGGGAGGUCUACAAGUAUAUACAGUAUGAUUUCACUGACCAUCGACAAGACGAAACACAUGCCGACAGAAUAGCGCAGAUAUUGACAGCUCUUGAGCUCUCCAUCAAUGGAUGCUGUACUUUCACUGAUAAAUGCGGACCACUAGCUGCUUAUUUAUGUGAGAGGCUAGAGCUGACUGGAGGUGCCGGCGUAUUGGGAGCGACGAAUGUCAGGAGCAAAAGUUCAACACACAUGUACCUACAGAAAGAAACCAACGGUGUUCGACAGUUCCCUCGAACUUACCAGUUCUCUGGCAGAUCUGCUAAGAUCACAUGCGCAGAAUCACUGAGAUCUGCAGAAAAGACUGUUGGAUUUCCAGCGGUACGUAAACCGGAUAAAGAAUCAUUUGCUUAUGGAGUUCAUCUGAUUCGGAACAAAGAGGAAUAUGAACGUCUGGGGGAGAAACUCGCAGAUGGGAAUUCAAUGAUGAUAAUGGAAUAUUUUGAUGGCACUGAACACGACAUUGAUGUAAUCAUUUAUGAAGGAGAAGUCAUCGCCGCCAUUGUGUCAGACAAUGGUCCUACAAGAAAAGGAUCCUUCGUGGAAACGUCUAUGUCAAUGCCAACGUGUCUACCUCCAUCCAAGGCCGCGCAACUCAGGAGAGCAGCAUCGCACUGUUGUAUUGAUAUCGGCCUCCGUAAUGGCGUUUUUAACGUAGAGAUGAAGUUUACGUCCACAGGUCCGAAGCUGCUGGAGAUCAAUGGGCGGAUGAAUGGGAUUUAUAUCCGAGACUGGACAUACACUUGCUUCGGAUUCGAUCCGCUUUGGUAUGUGAUGGUUAUUGCUUCAGGAAUCCGACCACCAGUUCCGAUAGAAAAAUCAGACGUCCACAUGAUGGGUAUCACAUGUGCUUGGCCUGUACACCAACAUCUUCUCUGUCAAAAGCAAUUUGGGACACAAAUUGAUGAUCUUAUCAAGUCUGGUGAAAUUCAUUUCUUUGGUAAGAAGUUCUAUGACCGUGAAGAUAGUAACACCGGAAAUGCCGUGCUUGUUUGCAACGUUGCAGUUGUUAAGCAUGACUUACCACACGCAAAAUCGGAACUCCUUAAAAUAUGUGAAUUGUUGGGUAUUCACACGUCACUCUUUGAUGUCCCGAAAUACUUAUCAGAUUUCGUCCAUUCCAAUUCCUUGAUGUGA